GGUCGUCACACCCAGCAAGGGCCCUCCUCAGCGCACAGCCACACCAAAAAUAGCCACGUGGCGCGGCUUCGACGCGCGCGUCGUCAUCUGCCCUGCCGAACAUGCGUGCGCAACCCUGGCAACAAAAUCUUCAGAAGCCCCAGACUAUAAUCUCCUGUAUCUUUUCGUCUCCCUCCUACGCUCGCUUACCACACUUACUUCAUCUUGUCGCGAAGGCAACACUAUCGUUGAAUAUGCCGCCCCUGAGGAGCUCAGUCGGCGCAUUAGCGCGCCGCGCCCUAGUUACCGCCGGACCCGCAACCGCUCACACGCUCGCGAAGCGUGGGCUGAGCGUGAACCACACGCAGGGUGUCACGCUGGGUGUGAUUGCCGCGUAUGUGGUUGUUAUUGCGCUGUUGUGGAAUUUGCCGUAUGUACGAUGGGUGUUGUGGCCGUUCAAGAUGCUGGUCAUCGCCUUCCACGAAUUCGGGCACGCAAUAACAGCGUGCUGCACUGGCGGUCGCGUGGAAUCAAUCUCACUCGACCCUCAUGAGGGCGGUGUUACGCACAUGCGCGGCGGCAAGCAGGCCAUCACGCUACCCGCAGGAUACCUUGGAUCCAGUCUCAUCGGGGCGUUGUUGACAUUCUGCGGGUUCAACAUCAAUGCCAGCAAGAUCUGUAGUAUUGUUUUGGGUGUUUGUUUCCUUCUCACUUUGUGGUGGGGAAAGAAGGACUGGCUUACUAUUCUGACGAUCCUACUGGCAGUGGGUUUGCUGGUCGCGUGCUGGUUCAUCAAGCAUGCUGAGCCGCUGCGAUUCGUUGUGCUCUUCAUCGGCGUAAUGUCGAGUCUCUACUCGGUAUGGGACAUCUGCGACGAUCUCAUCCUAAGAAAAGUCAACUCGUCCGAUGCCAGCGUUUUCGCGAAGCGGUACGGCGGUUCUUCGCAGUGCUGGGGCAUCAUCUGGUCCAUGAUCAGCUUAGUCUUCAUGAUCUGCGGUAUCAUAGCCGGAUUAGCGGCGUUCAAGCAAAGCUUUGCGCAGCAGGAGGAGGACUCGAAGCAUCUCAUCCCUACGGUGCGCAUGUUGUUGAAGAUUUAAAAGAGCCGACUACGGACUUGUUUUGUGAGAUUGCAUUUGGGGAUUGGAUCUUGGGAGAAUGACCAGAAUCUACGAAAUGGAAGAUCCGG
Messenger RNA from Paraphaeosphaeria sporulosa, 1165 nucleotides. RefSeq lists its product as uncharacterized. Gene Ontology annotation, molecular function: ATP-dependent peptidase activity; metalloendopeptidase activity; ATP binding. Gene Ontology annotation, biological process: proteolysis. The record is from RefSeq and is a predicted model, not a curated record. Bases 234 to 1076 code for a protein of 280 amino acids. Lineage: Eukaryota; Fungi; Ascomycota; Dothideomycetes; Pleosporales; Didymosphaeriaceae. The transcript has 3 exons.